Thamnophis elegans (Western terrestrial garter snake) is the source of this 1416-nucleotide messenger RNA. RefSeq names its product nyctalopin (gene NYX). Gene Ontology annotation, molecular function: protein binding. The record is from RefSeq and is a predicted model, not a curated record. Bases 1 to 1416 code for a protein of 471 amino acids. NCBI's taxonomy places the organism in Eukaryota, Metazoa, Chordata, Lepidosauria, Squamata, Natricidae. The transcript is spliced from 2 exons. Gene Ontology annotation, cellular component: plasma membrane.
AUGUUUAUACUUUAUAUACAGGUCUUUCUUUGCAUCUGCCCUGUGCAUUCGGUGUGGGCUUGUGUCCGUUCCUGUCCUGCCAGUUGUAUCUGCACUGAAGAGAAGAGUUGUGCCAUUCUUUGUGACCGAGCUGGCCUUGCACAGAUCCCUAAUGAGUUUCCUUGUGAAGCAUAUUCUAUUAACUUGGAUAAAAAUAGCAUCAAAUUCCUUGCUGAGAGAGCAUUUGGUACUCUCCCGUCCCUAAAAUCUCUCUCUAUAAGCCAUAACAACAUAUCAUUUAUUACUCCUGGUGCUUUCAAAGGGCUUGCUAGCUUAACUGAGUUAAAAAUGGCCCACAAUGAAUACAUUCGUUAUCUCCAUACCAGGACUUUCAUUUCUCUCCAGAGGCUAAUCCGAUUGGAUUUAGCAGACUGCAAUCUUUUCAACAUUCCAGACAGGAUUUUUAUAGAGCUUCCAGCUCUCCGAGAACUCUUUUUUUUUCAGAAUAAUUUCCGAAGGAUCCCAGGAGCUAUAAGAGGGAUGGAGAAUUUGACUCAUGUUUAUUUGGAGAAAAACAAGAUAGAAGCUGUAGCAUAUAAUUCACUUCUGGGCCUGAUCCAGAUGAAAUAUCUCAAUCUGCAAGUCAACAGAAUAAAUGUCAUUCACAAUAGAGCUUUUCAGGAUUGCCAGAAAUUGGAGUACCUUUAUUUAAAUGACAAUUUAAUCAGUGACCUCCCUAAGAAUUCCUUUGAUGGUCUGCGGCAUCUAAAGAUGCUUAAUCUUGGUGGCAACUUUCUCAAGAUUGUCUCUAAUACUUGGUUCCAGGAUCAAUCUGAACUGGAAGUUUUGUAUUUGGACAGAAACUGGAUCAGUUAUAUUGAGGAAGGUGCUUUUGAAAACCUCACGAGCUUGGUAUAUUUGCACUUGAACAGUAACAAUCUAACUACGUUGCCUUUCUUAGUCUUUCAACCAGUCUACCUCCUAGGAAGACUCUACCUUUUCCGGAACCCCUGGGAGUGCGAUUGCAAGAUUCAGUGGCUAAAAGAGUGGAUGAAGAAUUAUGGACUUGUGAGAGAUAUUCCUUGUGCUUCCCCAUCUUCAGUAGUUGGCCUUGACCUAAUUGAUGUUAUUUUUGAGAAGACAGAUGAAGGUUUAUGUCUUAACCCAGAAGAAUUAAACAUCUCUUCUUCUACGCCUCUUCCCAUGCAAGAAUUACAGUCGACUACAGAGAAUAAAUUCCACAGUCUUAUCUCAAAAUUUCUACUCCAGAAGGGACUUUCAGAGGAAGUGAUUAACACUACAGAAGGUUUCAGCAACACUACUCUGUUAGAUGAAUUGAUUAAUGAAGCAUCUUUAGGACUAAGAGAAUGGCAUAUAAAACAAAUAUAUUUUAAUAUUUGGGUAUUUUUUAUAGCUCAAGCAUUAUGGACCAUAUAA